Messenger RNA from Funneliformis caledonium, 308 nucleotides. Lineage: Eukaryota; Fungi; Glomeromycota; Glomeromycetes; Glomerales; Glomeraceae. The record is from the annotation of a GenBank genome assembly.
UUGUAUAUCACUUAUCGAACUUAUUAGGGAGGAACUUUCACUAGCUUCUGGUGAGUAUCACAUAGUGUCUAAGAAUAAGGAUUUCAGAAAAAAAGACACCUUAAGUGAUGAUACUAUAGAAGACGAAGAUUCUCUUGCGGGUCAAGGGGGAAAGAGAACUGAAGUUACUACGCAUGAUCAAGCGACAAGUCCAAUUGUGAUAGAUAAUUCGACUAAUCAAACAACUGAAGAUGACAUUGCUAAUACACAAAUCCAAUCAUCAAGAGAAACAUCCCAAGAACCAAUCGUGAACAGAAAAGAUUUCGAGG